AGAGCGGCUACCUGAAUGGGGAGGGGGGCAGACAGCGCGGAGCGCGGUGGCGUCGACGUCUGGUGUCUCCGUGCGCCCGUCUGUGGCUCGGCAGCCCGCAGCCAGGCAGCAGCUCGCAACCUGCGGCCAGGCGACCGACCAUGCUGAACUUCGGCGCUUCUCUCCAGCAAGCUUCGGAGGAGAAGAUGGAGAUGAUCUCUGAAAAGCUGAAAGAGAGUGUGUACUCGUGGAACAAGACGGAGAAGAGUGACUUUGAGGCCGUGGAAGCGCUUAUGUCCAUGAGUUGUGACUGGAAGUCUGGGUUCAAGAGAUACCUGGAGCACAGGCCUGUCACUCCGGUGUCGGACACCUCAGAGGAAGAGAGCUUGCUUCCGGGGACACCUGACCUUCACACAAUCCCAGCCUUUUGUUUGACUCCGCCUUACAGCCCCUCAGACUUUGAACCCUCUCAAGCGUCAACUCUGGUGGCACCAGCGCCAUCUACUGGCCACUUCAAAUCAUUCUCUGAUGCCACCAAGGCUCCCGCUGUGGCUCCUUUCAAAGAGGAGGAAAAGGGUGCUGUGGCUGCCCCUCCCCUCCCUAAGGCGCAGGCCACAAGUGUCAUCCGUCACACAGCCGAUGCCCAGCUCUGUAACCACCGAUCCUGCCCUGUGAAGGCAGCUAGCGUCCUCAACUAUCAGGACAAUUCUUUCCGAAGAAGAACCCACCUAAACGCCGAGGCUUCCAGAAAGAACAUACCCUGUGCUGCCGUGUCACCAAACAGAUCCAAGUGUGAGCAGAACGCCGCCGCCGCCGCCGCCACCACCACCGCCGCGGCAGACGGUGACGACAAGGCAGGGGCUGCGCUGUAUGACCUUGCUGUGCCUUCCUCAGAGACAGUCAUUUGUCGGUCGCAGCCAGCUCCUGCGUCCCCGGUGCAGAAGUCAGUCUUGGUCUCUUCACCUACGGUACCCACCGGGGCAGUGCCCCCGAUGCCUGUCAUCUGCCAGAUGGUUCCCCUUCCUGCAAACAACUCUCUUGUGACCACAGUUGUCCCCAGCACUCCACCCAGCCAGCCCCCGGCCGUGUGCCCACCUGUGUUGUUCAUGGGCACCCAGGUGCCCAAGGGCACCGUGAUGUUCGUCGUUCCCCAGCCUGUUGUGCAGAGCCCCAAGCCUCCGGUGGUAAGCCCCAAUGGCACCAGACUGUCUCCCAUCGCCCCUGCGCCCGGAUUCUCCCCUUCAGCCGCAAGAGUCACUCCCCAGACCGAUUCAUCCAGAGUGAGGAGUCAUGUCUGUAGCCAUCCAGGGUGUGGCAAGACUUACUUUAAAAGUUCCCAUCUGAAGGCCCACGUAAGAACACACACAGGGGAAAAGCCUUUCAGCUGCAGUUGGAAAGGCUGUGAGAGGAGGUUUGCUCGCUCCGAUGAACUGUCCAGACACCGGCGAACCCACACAGGCGAGAAGAAAUUUGCCUGUCCUAUGUGUGACCGUCGGUUCAUGAGGAGUGACCAUUUGACCAAGCAUGCCCGGCGCCACCUAUCAGCCAAGAAGCUCCCAAACUGGCAGAUGGAAGUGAGCAAGUUAAAUGACAUUACUCUGCCUCCGACUGCCGCUUCUGCACAGUGACAGGUCGGCCACAAGAUGAAGAACCAGAACUAACUUUGGUCAGUCAGGAGCCAGCGAUGGGGUCAAAGUGCUUCUGCAAGUCUGGGGCCCUCCAGCAGGGGCUAAAGCAGAAGCCCCCUGGCCUGAGGGGAAGGCCAGCCCGGGUUAGAGCACAAGUGCUCGGCCACAGGCAGGUCAGGAAGGGCAAGUUUCAUUUCCCACCACAUAGAGAUGAGAAAGCUUUAUUCUUUGAAUAGUCUUGAAGGUUUCCGAUGAGGUCAGCACAGAUUUGAAUCUUGUCUACGUGGGGUACUUCGUUUUUGCAGUUUUACUUGAGGCCAGCUCUGCAGUGUGAUUCUUCUAAAGCAUUGGUUUCAAGAAUCUAGAGGCUAGAAAUUCCGGUACAGAGAUGGAGCUAGAACGCAAGUUUGUGUCCACAGAGGUGACAUCUUCUCCUAGAGUUAUCUUGUUUAUUAUUCCUCGUCUUUCCAGUCAGCUUCGUGGAUGUAGUUCUUAAGGAUAUCUAAACUAUCAUCUCUCCACUAUUGCUGGUAUUUAAAGUUGAACAGCUGUACACUGUAAAGGGGGCCAAAGGAUUGGAUCCCUCUUUAACUUAAUUGCUUGGAAGUGCAGCUAAAACAAAUUGGUUUGCAUUUUUGUUGUGAAAGUUUUAACAACAACAUUUAGGCUUUUACUCUACUUUGGAUUUUAGUUUGCCUGCAGCUUCUUGUGUAGAUUUGAAAAUUGUAUGCCAAUGUUUUUUUCUGUAGACUUAAGAUACACUGCACUUUGUUUAGAAAACAAUCUGAAGAUAAAAAUAUGUAUUGUACAGAAGGAUGUCAAAAAUUUGAGAUAACUCCUUGAGGAAGAUGGCUUUAUGUCAUCAGUAAAGGAUGCUUAUGUCAAAGAUACACUGUGUGCUUUUUCAAAUUAGGAAGUUGAUGAUUCUUACAGAUGGACAGUGGUCCUCUUUAUUUAUAGGAGUUUUUCAGAAUGUGGGAGUUAGAUAGGUAGAAAAAUUGUUCUUAGAACAUUCACCUCCAACUUGAAAGCAGUGUUCACGAUGCAGUUCCGUUCUCAACCACCACAGUGUUUGGGCACCUUCGAAACUCACUGAGACAGUGUCACAACGUGGUCACACCUGCAGCCCUGGGGAUCAGAUCCGGGCCUUGCCUGUGUUCUGCAGGAGCUCUACCACCGAGCUGCACCCCCAGCCUAGAAAUUUCUGUUCUGUUGUAAAGUGGAUAAUACACUCGGUAGCAAAGGUGAAUUGUUCCAACUAUAUAGUGAAAAGCUAUCACUAUAUCACUAUACCUUCCCAUUUAAACUGUUUCUGGAUCUUGGGUUUGGGUUUCUGACAUGCAAACUUGAACCCUUGAAAAAGAUUUUUCUUAAAAAAGUUAUAAAGAAUUAUGAGUUCCAAUUUGCACAAUACUUUUUGUUGUACUUUAUACCUUGUUUACAAUAAAGAGUUUCCUUUGGUA
Messenger RNA from Peromyscus eremicus (cactus mouse), 3070 nucleotides. It is a transcript of the gene Klf10, whose product is annotated as KLF transcription factor 10. The transcript has 4 exons. Gene Ontology annotation, biological process: regulation of transcription by RNA polymerase II. Lineage: Eukaryota; Metazoa; Chordata; Mammalia; Rodentia; Cricetidae. The record is from RefSeq and is a predicted model, not a curated record. Gene Ontology annotation, molecular function: RNA polymerase II cis-regulatory region sequence-specific DNA binding; DNA-binding transcription factor activity, RNA polymerase II-specific. The coding region runs from base 141 to 1607 and encodes 488 amino acids.